AUUCCGUUAAUGGAUAAUCUCACACUCGAUCGAAGAGACAAAAAGGUUCGUGAUGAAAUCUCUUUUGAUGCGAACCGGUUCGAUGCCGGUUCAGACCCGGUUUAUUCCGUCGACAAUCGCCCGAUACAACUCCGUCGAAUCGUUAUCCACCUACGGCGAGAGAUUCCCCGUCGGCAAGAUCUCGAUCGAUGCCAAGUCCGCGGCGGGGAUGCGGAGGGUGUUAUCGGAAAGCGACGUGAUUAGAUCGGAGAGAAUGUCGAAGAGCGUAGUCGGAUCAAAGCCUUCGCCGGCGAGAAUCCCGGAGGAAGAGGAGCAAGGCUUCUCCGUCGGUGGCGGUGGAUCUGGUUUCAGCGGCGGAGACGGAAGCAGAGGAGGCGGAGGCGGGUACGAGUACGAGGAUAGGAGCAGGAUCGGUGAUUACUAUCGAGAGAUGUUGAAAUCGAAUCCGAACAGCUCGCUUCUUCUGAUGAACUACGGCAAGUUUCUCUACGAGGUGGAGAGAGAUUUGGAGAGAGCGGAGGAGUAUUACGGGAGAGCAAUACUUGCGGAUCCAGGUGAUGGUGAAGCGUUGUCGAUGUAUGGGAAGCUGAUUUGGGAGACGAAGAGAGAUGAGAAGAGAGCUCAGUGUUACUUUGAUCAAGCUGUUAACGCUUCUCCUGAUGAUUGUAUGGUUUUGGGAUCAUACGCUCAUUUCAUGUGGGAAGCAGAGGAUGAUGAUGAAGAAGAAGAAGAAGACUUGAUGGUUGGUGCAUCACCGGCUAUGAUGGUUUCUGCGGUUUAGAAACGCCUAAAGACUUGUUAACACGAAGAAGAAGAGUAAUGGAGAUACUUUGACUAUGUAUGGAGUGUUUACUUUAUUUUCUAACUCUUUUGUUUUACUUGCGAUGUAAUAGUAAUCUGAAGAGAAGAGCAAUAAACAUAUAUGUGACAUAAAAUGAAUGUAAUGAUAUGCACAGAUAAUAAAAAGGGCUUAUGUAAA
Molecule: messenger RNA, 979 nt
Organism: Brassica oleracea var. oleracea
Lineage: Eukaryota; Viridiplantae; Streptophyta; Magnoliopsida; Brassicales; Brassicaceae
Exons: 3
Coding region: 53-781 (242 amino acids)
Molecular function (GO): protein binding
Source: RefSeq, a predicted model, not a curated record